CACACGGAACUGGUACGUUCAUCGAACAUGAUUUGGGAUCACUACUUUUUCUGGAUCUUGGUGUUUGUCAGCUUGCAUCCAUAAAGAGGCUGAGGAGACGCGCAUCCCCUACUUACCACUGGAGCUAUGGAGUUUUCCAACAGUUCCCAGGAUAACCACUUCAGACACCAUGACUAUUUUGGAGAUAUUAUGCAGGACAAUGAGACCAACACAAGCUCUCUAGAGUGCCUCCAGCUGCAGAUCCCGCAGGAGCUCUUCCUGUCGCUUGGCCUCAUCAGCCUAUUGGAGAACAUUUUGGUGGUGUUGGCCAUCAUUAAGAACCGCAACCUACACUCACCCAUGUACUACUUCAUCUGCUGCCUCGCCGUGUCCGACAUGCUGGUGAGCGUUAGCAACGUGGUGGAGACCAUCGUCAUGCUGCUGCACGACCACGGCUUGAUGGACGUGCAACCGGGUAUGCUGCGUCACCUGGACAACAUUAUCGAUGUGAUGAUCUGCAGCUCGGUGGUGUCGUCGCUCUCCUUCCUGAGCACCAUCGCGGCUGACCGCUACAUCACCAUCUUCUACGCACUGCGCUACCACAGCAUCAUGACCAAACAGCGGGCUGUGACCAUCAUCGCUGCCGUGUGGCUGGCCAGCAUCACUUCCAGCAUCUUCUUCAUCGUCUACCACACAGACAAUGCUGUCAUCGUGUGCCUGGUGACCUUCUUCUGUUCCAGCCUGGUCUUCAAUGCGGUGCUCUACCUGCACAUGUUCCUGCUGGCGCACAUGCACUCACGGAGCAUCGCCGCCAACUUCCCCAAGAAGCGGCGCCCAUCCACUAACAUGAAAGGCGGCAUCACAAUCACCAUCCUGCUGGGCGUCUUCAUCGUAUGCUGGGGACCUUUUUUCCUGCACCUCAUCCUCAUCCUAACCUGCCCUACCAACCCCUUCUGCAACUGCUUCUUCCGGAACUUUAACCUCUUCCUCAUAUUAAUCAUCUGCAAUUCGCUCAUAGACCCGCUCAUCUACGCCUACAGGAGCCAGGAGCUGCGUAAAACACUGCAGGAGCUGCUCCUGUGCUCCUGUUUCUUUGGCGUCUGA
Doryrhamphus excisus (bluestripe pipefish) is the source of this 1083-nucleotide messenger RNA. It is a transcript of the gene mc1r, whose product is annotated as melanocortin 1 receptor. Gene Ontology annotation, molecular function: melanocyte-stimulating hormone receptor activity. The record is from RefSeq and is a predicted model, not a curated record. Gene Ontology annotation, cellular component: membrane. Gene Ontology annotation, biological process: G protein-coupled receptor signaling pathway. NCBI's taxonomy places the organism in Eukaryota, Metazoa, Chordata, Actinopteri, Syngnathiformes, Syngnathidae.